UUUGAAAAAUAUGUAAAGUUUUUUUGUUCUUAUUCUUUAUAAAAAAAUGAAUAAUUGCGCAGUAUAUCUGAUGAAGAUAAAAUGUCAUACACUAAGGCGGAUCUAAAUGUUUACCGAAGUAGAGGUGGACGUAAUUAUUAAAGUAAGUGACAGAGAAGAAAAAGAAAUAUAUAGAUUUUAAUUCUCAUUCAAACACUACCAUUCUAAAAUAUAAAAGUGGAUCGAUCAAGGUUAAUUUUGAUUAUUGUCUUUGCACUUUGUGCACUGGCAUUGGUAUUCGGCAUUGUCGCUGUUGCCACACCGUCAUGGAUAAAAUCAAAAUUAAUAGUACAAGGCAGUAAUACUGAUUUAACGGCGAAUUAUGGUUUAUUCAAAACGUGUACAAAAGACCUUGGUUGUAGCUCACGCACAUCGAUCAUACCAGUUGUUCUCUCUAUUACUGCCCUAGCCGCAGUAGGUUUGUCCACGAUGUUAACGUUAUCGGUAAUUGUCAUCAAAAAGUCACCUCGAUUUCUCUGCGCAAUAUCAGUUGUCCUUCUCAUUGUCGCGUCAAUACUUAUAAUCGCCAGUAUUGUUCAAUUUUUAACAUUCAGUGCAAUUAAUGAUCUACCAACUUCAACUUCUCGUCAGGGUACUGCUUCAUAUAAAACAUCAGCUGAUUAUAGUCUUGGCCUCAUGCUGACAACUCUGGCAUUAUUAAUUGUUGCUGCACCUGUAGCAGCUUCAGCGGUCGAUGGACUUAUUCUUAAUGAUAGAUUUUAA
This is a messenger RNA of Didymodactylos carnosus, 762 nucleotides long. The record is from the annotation of a GenBank genome assembly. NCBI's taxonomy places the organism in Eukaryota, Metazoa, Rotifera, Eurotatoria, Philodinida, Philodinidae.